Coffea eugenioides is the source of this 1257-nucleotide messenger RNA. RefSeq names its product calmodulin-like protein 3. Bases 190 to 900 code for a protein of 236 amino acids. The record is from RefSeq and is a predicted model, not a curated record. The transcript is spliced from 2 exons. Gene Ontology annotation, molecular function: calcium ion binding. NCBI's taxonomy places the organism in Eukaryota, Viridiplantae, Streptophyta, Magnoliopsida, Gentianales, Rubiaceae.
UAAAUCCAGAAUUUCCUCCAUGCCCAAAAUUCGCUUCUCCAACCGAGGCCAUAUCGUCUUCUUUCUGGUCUUCCUUCUUUCUCAUUUUUCUUCUUCUUCCGCCCGUCUUCUCUGUCAUACUAGUUCAACAAUACAGUAGUAUUUUCUUCUGUUGCAUCCAAAUUGAAGAAGAAACAGAAGAAGAAGAAGAUGUGGACUGCUAUCUUGCUAUUAGUGCUUCUUUUCGUUGCUGGUUUGAUCAGUACAAACUUCAAUAGAAAGAUGUUUCUUGCAUGGUUUCAAUCUUAUUGUGCCAAAAUCAGAAACCCUUCUUCGCAUGCAGCAAACAGCUUUGACUUUUUGGAGACAAAGUCUGGCAAGAAAGUGGAUAAAAGAAGUGGUGCUGAUAACAAGAAGGUUCAGCUAAGAAGUAUUUUUGCUACUUUUGACAAGAACAAUGAUGGAUACAUCACAGAGCAAGAGCUAAAAGAUUCACUUAACAAUAUUGGGAUGGGCAUGACUGAGAGUGAUAUUGCAGAUAUGGUUAGAAAGGUUGAUUCGAAUGGGGAUGGAUUGAUUGAUCUCGAAGAGUUCUGUGAGUCUUUUGAUUCGUUGAUCGGUAGAGGAGAAAUGAACGAGGAAGAGCAGGAGAGAGACGCCAAUGAUGAUGAGGAUGAGGAGGUGAGUAGGGAGGAUGAUUUGAAGGAGGCUUUUGCUGUUUUUGAUGGAAAUAAAGAUGGGUUGAUAACGGUGGAAGAACUGGGGCUGGUCUUGUCCUCCUUGGGGUUUAAAGAGGGGAAGAAGUUGGAAGAUUGUAUAGAGAUGAUUAGAAAAGUAGACGUGGAUGGAGAUGGCAUGGUUAAUUUUGACGAGUUCAAGAGGAUGAUGAAAGCUGGUCAUCGGCUUCUUCCAGCUUCCUGAAGAAUGAGUCUUUGCUUCUGUUCUUUCUCCUAAAUCCAUCAAGCGCCGGCGCCUGGGGGGCUCUAUUUGUAUUUCUACGGUCGGAGUUGUAGCAUGCUCGCGCUGAUGGCCUGAAGAACUGAGGAGCUGGGUGAGGAUUGGGAGCCAGGAUGGGCUUUUAGCAGUGCACCGCUUUUUCCGCUGCUCUUUCCUAUCAGCUACUUAGGAAGUAACUAGGACGCAAAGCAUCUUUAGUUCCAACAACAGAUAUUGGAGAUAGAAUAUGUUCUCAUCGAGAACCACCCCGAAUCCAUAUUGUUCAAAAAGUGGUUGAAUUCAUACGCUGUUCAGGAAUAAAAUCAGUUACCAUGAGAAGAA